UCCGAUAUUUCAAAGUACGUAGACGUUAUUUAAAUCCGAUACAAUGAUAAACUGUUAACGUAGAUACGUUAACAGGAAAAUCAAUAAUUUAUUCAAAGGUCACCUUGAAGAUGAAACCACGAACGUCUCGCGCAGUACGAGGUUCGGUCGAAAGAAUGCAAUACACCUAAUACCCAUGGUCACGCGCUCGAUAAAAUAAAUGUUUUAAGCUUCUCUAUUUUCAAAAACAUUUACCACCGGUUCGUAUUCGGUAUCGACGCUAUUAUUGAUAAUUUUGAUUAUCAAUGUACACGAUAUAGGCUGGCGUAGGAAAAGAUCGAUAGCAAGCAAUCUAUUAAAAAAACGAUUAACAAACUCGGUAUCGAGUUCGUUCGAUAACAUUACCAAUAUUUCCGGUAUCGGUCGAGCUAAUAGCCGCGUAAAAAUUCCGAAAAACGGGUUUAUAUUUCACGGUCUAUUAGACGAUGAAAUAUGUAUAAAGAAGGCAGACCGAUCUUAGUCACGAGAAAUCUUUGGCGUCUGGCCAAACGAACUAUUACGGUAGCAACAACAUCUCGACUAUAAUAAUAUAAUAAUGUACGUCACACGACGAUAUAAGUAUAAAUUCAACGAUUUGUCACUUUUUAGAUCGUCGCGGUUCUCCGAAGUAUGCUAAUACCUUUCAUUAGUCGCGCGAGGAAACCUGCCCGAUAGUUGCGUUUUUUGACGUUAUUUUCACGUUAUUUUCACGUUAUUUUCACGUGUAUUUUCACGUUAUUCUCGCGUGUUUAUUUCGUAAAUCGUUUUACAGUGACUUUAACGACAGUUCGUUUAUACGCAAUUUAAGUGAAAUUAUUGGCAACCUUUUUUGUUCACUUUUAUCACAAUGUGUGGAGCGGAUGUAAAAAAACUGGACGUUAACGUUCAAACCAUCUUUAUAAAUGUCAGUUAAUGACAGAGCAAAGUCGUAUAUCUUAGCGAAAAAUUGUACCAUUUACAAGGUCGAGGAGCUGGUUGAAAUUGUCGAUAAUAAAGCUCGAUGAAUUAUGUACGAAGUUACCGUGGGACAUGAUCCACAGACAAGUAACGGGAACCAAUCGCAACAGCAGUUACAAAGCGGUGGAUGGAAUGGAAUUCCUGAAACGACGUUGGUCUCUCGAUCGAUCAGAAACAACGGCAACAGCAACGGCUGGAACCCGAUUACGUCUCCGUUCCAACAUCAACAGGAACAACAACAGCUACACGAACGGAAACAGAAAGAAGUUAAAUCUGGGGAUUUGGGAGAUGAUGAAGACGGUGGUGGAGGGGGUGGAGGGCUGGAGGGGGCGGACCCAGAGGAGAACAACUCUGUUCACCUCAAGAGACGGGUGGGACUCGUCAGUGGGGUGGCUCUAAUCGUUGGUACCAUGAUAGGUUCUGGGAUAUUCGUUUCGCCGUCAGGGCUUUUGGUUCGAACCGGCAGUAUCGGAAUCAGCUUCCUCGUAUGGACGGCCUGCGGCAUGUUGAGUCUGUGCGGUGCGUUAGCAUACGCCGAGCUGGGUACGAUGAAUACGAGCAGCGGCGCCGAGUACGCUUACUUUAUGGACGCAUUCGGUGCACCACCUGCUUUCCUCUUCUCGUGGGUUUCCACUUUGGUCUUAAAACCAUCUCAGAUGGCGAUAAUCUGUUUGUCAUUCGCGCAGUACGCGGUUGAAGCCUUUGCGGCCGACUGCGAUCCACCCGAGGAAGUAGUCAAAAUCGUUGCACUCCUGGCGAUCAUACUUAUACUGUUAGUGAACUGUUACAGCGUUAAUCUAGCCACAGGUGUACAAAACGCGUUUACCGCAGCAAAAUUGAUCGCCAUACUCGUUGUAAUUGCCGGUGGCUCUUAUAAGUUGAUACAGGGUAAUACGCAGCAUCUGAAAGGCGCUUUCGAUACCGUGGACGGUAGUACCGUUAAUAUAGGCAGAUUAGCCACAGCUUUUUAUACUGGUUUGUGGGCGUACGAUGGAUGGAAUAAUCUCAAUUAUGUCACCGAAGAAAUCAAAAAUCCUUCCAAAAAUCUACCACGGUCCAUUAUGAUUGGUAUACCCCUCGUUACGCUAUGUUACGCAUUGAUAAAUGUCUCCUACCUGGCCGUGAUGUCACCUUCGGAGAUGAUCGAAAGCGAAGCUGUUGCAGUGACUUUUGGAAAUCGAAUUCUUGGCGUUAUGGCAUGGCUUAUGCCACUUUCGGUUGCGAUUAGCACAUUCGGUUCCGCAAAUGGCACUCUUUUUGCAGCGGGUAGACUUUGCUUUGCCGCGUCUCGAGAGGGCCACCUACUUGACUGUCUCAGUUAUGUUCACGUACGACGCUUUACUCCUGCACCAGGACUUAUCUUCCAUUCCCUCGUUGCAGGAGCAAUGGUGCUAUCCGGAAACAUUGAUUCCUUGAUCGACUUUUUUUCGUUCACUGCUUGGAUCUUUUAUGGUGGAGCAAUGCUAGCUCUAUUAGUGAUGCGAAGGACCAGACCGAAUCAUCCACGACCAUAUAAAUGUCCGCUGAUAAUACCUGUUCUCGUACUUGGAAUCUCUGCGUACCUGAUUGUAGCGCCAAUCAUCGAUAACCCUCAAAUUGAAUACCUGUAUGCGGCUGGGUUCAUAUUAGCGGGCAUGCUUGUCUACCUCCCGUUUGUUAAAUACGGAUACGUGCCCAAGUUUAUGGAAGGUGUGAAUGCCUUUCUUCAGAUGUUACUCGAAGUCGCACCAACGGCCGCAGCGUUUGAUUGAUUUCGAUCAGAUGCAGAAGUGUGAUUUUUUAAAUGCCAAAUCAUUCCACUGUGGCAUAGUGAACAUGAUACGAAUGUCUAUUUUAAAUAUGAAUAGAUAAAGAUAUGUAACCUCUUAUCGAAGCUUAAGGCUGGCCCGAAUGAAUUCACAAAUAUAUAAAAAUAUUAUUUUAUUACUUGUUACUCAUAUAUAAUAUACAUUACAUGAAACACAUUAUUGUUAGACAAUUAGUUAACGUUGUAACUAUUGAACAGAGCAACUAAAAGUAUUUUAAAUGUU
Messenger RNA from Bombus impatiens (common eastern bumble bee), 3005 nucleotides. Its product is annotated as b(0,+)-type amino acid transporter 1. Lineage: Eukaryota; Metazoa; Arthropoda; Insecta; Hymenoptera; Apidae. Gene Ontology annotation, molecular function: L-amino acid transmembrane transporter activity. The coding region runs from base 1026 to 2726 and encodes 566 amino acids. The transcript has 6 exons. The record is from RefSeq and is a predicted model, not a curated record. Gene Ontology annotation, biological process: amino acid transmembrane transport. Gene Ontology annotation, cellular component: membrane.